This is a messenger RNA of Beta vulgaris subsp. vulgaris (sugar beet), 1491 nucleotides long. RefSeq lists its product as uncharacterized. The coding region runs from base 1 to 1491 and encodes 496 amino acids. Lineage: Eukaryota; Viridiplantae; Streptophyta; Magnoliopsida; Caryophyllales; Amaranthaceae. The transcript has 3 exons. The record is from RefSeq and is a predicted model, not a curated record. Gene Ontology annotation, molecular function: zinc ion binding; nucleic acid binding.
AUGAAGAAGAAUAGGCAGUUAAAGGCUACAUGGGUAGCUAAGGAAAUGCUGGAGGUUUUCAAGGCUAGGCCCCAUUGGCCAGCCAAGGACAUUCAUGAAACAAUUAAGAGAGCUUAUAAGGUGCUAGUGAAGAAAAGUUUUGCCUACAAAGUGAAGUAUCAUGCCCACAAGCUACUUCAUGGGUCAAUGCAAGAUCAUUACCUCAAGUUGGGGAUAUACAUUGAAGCAAUCAAGCAAACAAGCCCAGAUACAGUCUUGGAUUUGGUGGUUGACACAAGUAAGAAGUCAAAUCCACCUACAUUCCAGAGACUUUUCACUUGCUAUGAGGGUUUGGCCAUGGGGUGGAAGGAAGGGUGCAGAAGGAUCAUUUGCAUUGAUGCUGCAUUUUUGAAGACCUUCCUUGGUGGUCAGAUCUUGUCUGCAGUAGGGAGAGAUGCCAAUGAGCAGAUGUUCCCAAUUGCUUGGGCUGCAGUUGAGGGAGAAAAUAAUUCAUUUUGGGUUUGGUUCAUCACUCACCUCCAGACUUCCCUUGACUUGGGAGAUGGUACUGGAUUGGCCAUUGUCAGUGAUGAGCAUCUUGCUAUACUACAUGCUGUUGCCAUUGUGUUGCCAAUGGCAGAGCACAGGCAUUGUGCUCGCCAUGUCUUUGCUCACUGGCAUAAGCAUUUUAGGGGAGAUGACAUGAAGUUAAAGUUCUGGCGCAUAGCUAAAUCUUAUAGCAUGGCUGACUACAAUGAGUCAUUGGAUGAAUUAGAGAAAGAAAAUAGUGAUGCUGCAGCUUCUUUUAGGGCAUAUAACCCAUAUUGCUUCUGUAGGGCUUUCAUGAGUGAUGAGAUUAGAUCUGAUGCAAUAACUAAUAACAUGGCAGAGACAUUUAAUGGUUAUAUAGUCAAUGCUAGGACCAAACACUUAAUCUACAUGUUGGAGGAUAUUAGGGUUGCCCUAAUGCAAAGACUAGUGACCAAAGACAAGAAAUGGAGAAGUUUGAUAGUAAACCUUGAGGAUAGAACAUUUACCUGCAAGAAAUGGGACAAAUUAGGUGUACCCUGUUGCCAUGCUGUGGCCUGUAUUGAGUUCCUUAACAAAGAAGCAGAAUUUUAUGUUGAUGAGUGUUACAGAAAAGAGGUUUACCUGAGAACCUAUGCUGCUGCCAUACCACCUAUUGAGGGUGAAAGACAUUGGCCUCGGGUGGAAUGUAAGUUGGAUCCCCCUCCAAUUAAGGUGGGACCAGGGAGGCCUAGAAGGAAUAGGAUUAGAGAUGCAUAUGAGGAUCCCAAGAGGCCAGGACAGCUAACAAGGCAUGGCAUAGAAAUGACAUGCACCUUGUGUAGGGAAAAGGGACACAAUAAGAGGGGUUGUCCUAAAAAGGAUACUGCACAGCCACUUGAACCCCCAGCUAAGAAACAAAGAGGAAGACCUAAAAACCUACUUCAACUCCUACAGAAGCAUCAACAUCCCACCAUUCAGUCACUGCACAGCCUACACAACUAG